GCGAAUCUUUCAUUAUUUUCUCUUUCUUCAUCUUCAAGAGAGAGAGAGAGAGAGAGAGGGAAAAUCUAUAUUCUUGUAUGUAAGAUCAUUUGUUGUAUUAAAAACAACAACAACAAAAGAUCAUCUGUUGUCAAGAAUUAUAUUUGAAUCCAUAUUAUACUUGGAGGAAAAACUAAGUCAAUGGAGGAAAGUCUCCCAGCAGGAUUCAGAUUUCAUCCAACUGAUGAAGAGCUAAUUACACAUUAUCUAUCUCGGAAAGUCUUGGAUGUCGGAUUCACGGCUAAAGCUAUCGUCGACAUUGAUCUCAACAAGUCUGAACCUUGGGAUCUACCAGCAAAGGCUUCAAUGGGAGAGAAAGAGUGGUAUUUCUUUAACUUAAGGGACAGGAAAUACCCAACCGGGUUAAGGACGAAUCGGGCAACUGAAGCCGGUUAUUGGAAGACUACCGGUAAAGAUAAAGAGAUAUAUCGAACCGGGAUUUUAGUAGGGAUGAAGAAAACCCUUGUUUUCUACAAAGGAAGAGCUCCUAAGGGUGAGAAGAGUAAUUGGGUAAUGCAUGAAUAUAGGCUUGAGAACAAGCAACCCUUCAAACCCACCAAGGAGGAAUGGGUGGUAUGUCGUAUUUUCAAGAAAAACGUAGCAGCAAAGAAGCCACAACAAGAGCAACCACAAUCUUCUCAACCAUCUCUCGAUGAAUCUCAAUGCGAAGCAAAUUCAUCAAUAGCCAACAAUGAGUUUGGAGAUAUAGAACUUCCGAGUUUCUCAUCCGCAAAUUUCAUCGAUACUUAUCAUUCCAGUAAUAUCCAGUCGCAGAACGGUAAUUACUUAGCAGUGAACAUUAGCAGUAAUGCAUGUACCGGUCUUGUCGAUAUGAAUUUGAACAUGGCAGCUACUACUAGUACUCUCCCUUCGAUCUCCUCAUGGUCAACGAGUCUUCUAGGUCAGAAUCUAUCUCCCAUAGAUUCUUUGCUGCUCAAGGCUUUUCAUAUAAGGAACUCAUAUAGUUUCCUCUAAAGAAAUGCUUUCAAGUGCUGAUCAUUCGAGUUACGACCGCCGUUAUAUAUAAAUGGACUCUUCACGUUGUAGCUUUGAUUAAUAUAGUGAGUAAAAAGGAUUUCAGUUGGCUAAAUUCUAAUAUGCAAUAUUGCAAUCCUUCGUCGUAUAUUUAUGUUGUAUUAUAUAUUAACUUUUUAAUCUAUAAGUCUACUAGUCUGUAUAUAUGUUUAAUCAUUCUUUGGUUGUAGUCUUACAUAAAAGUUUUAAUUUCAUGACUCUGGAUUUGGAUACAACUUUAAUUUUUUUGUCGGUAG
Molecule: messenger RNA, 1310 nt
Organism: Thlaspi arvense
Lineage: Eukaryota; Viridiplantae; Streptophyta; Magnoliopsida; Brassicales; Brassicaceae
Source: the annotation of a GenBank genome assembly